This is a messenger RNA of Asparagus officinalis (garden asparagus), 505 nucleotides long. Its product is annotated as DNA ligase 6-like. The coding region runs from base 45 to 347 and encodes 100 amino acids. Gene Ontology annotation, biological process: lagging strand elongation; DNA repair; DNA recombination. Gene Ontology annotation, molecular function: ATP binding; DNA ligase (ATP) activity. The transcript is spliced from 4 exons. Lineage: Eukaryota; Viridiplantae; Streptophyta; Magnoliopsida; Asparagales; Asparagaceae. The record is from RefSeq and is a predicted model, not a curated record.
ACACCUUUUUUGAAGAUGGCUGUAAAUCGUCAUGUGAAGGAAUAAUGGCAAAAACUCUAGAUAUUGAUGCUGGAUAUUGUGCAUCAAAGCGCACUGAUGCCUGGUUAAAGGUCAAACGUGACUAUAUUGAAGAAUUGGGUGACAGUCUUGAUUUGGUACCCAUUGGCGCUUGGUAUGGGAAUGGAAGAAAAGCGGGAUGGUACAGCCCUUUCCUUAUGGCGUGCUACAACCCUGAUGCUAAAGAGUUUCAAAGUGUGUGUAGAGUCAUGUCUGGCUUCUCAGAUGAAUUCUAUAAGUCGGUUCAAGCUUCUAGCUUAAAUUUCAGUUCCUGCUUACGCUCAGAAUGAUGAGGAAGAAGGUGAAGAAUGAGAAGAAGAGGGCCUGAGUAAAUGUAUAGGGAAGGAGUUAAAGAAGCUUCUGCAGUGUCAUAGCCAUUGUAAAAAAUUUAUGUAAACGUUUGUAAACAAUUUAUGUAUCUCUCUAUUAUUUUGAUGAAUGUAUUAUU